UCUGUUUCCAGGGACAGAAGAUGUGCUCCAGGACACCCCUGCUGCGACUGUUGCUCCUGCUGCUAGCCCUGGGGCCUGGGGUGCAGGGUUGCCCAUCCGGCUGCCAGUGCAGUCAGCCCCAGACAGUCUUCUGCACUGCCCGCCAGGGAACCACAGUGCCCCGAGACGUGCCACCUGACACGCUGGGCCUGUAUGUCUUUGAGAACGGCAUUACCACACUUGACGUGGGCAGUUUUGCCAGCCUGCCGGGCCUACAGCUCCUGGACCUAUCACAGAACCAGAUUGCCAGCCUGCCCAGUGGGGUCUUCCAGCCGCUCGUCAACCUCAGCAACCUGGACCUGACUGCCAACAGGCUGCACGAGAUCACCAACGACACCUUCCGCGGCCUGCGGCGCCUCGAGCGCCUCUACCUGGGCAAGAACCGCAUCUGCCACAUCCAGCCUGGAGCCUUUGACGCACUCGACCAUCUCCUGGAGCUUAAGCUGCAGGACAACGAGCUGCGGGCACUGCCCCCACUGCACCUGCCCCGCCUGCUGCUGCUGGACCUCAGCCACAACAGCCUCCUGGCUCUGGAGCCUGGCGUCCUGGACACCGCCAAUGUGGAGGCACUGCGGCUAGCUGGCCUAGGGCUGCGGCAGCUGGACAAGGGGCUCUUCAGCCGCCUGCACAACCUCCAUGACCUGGACGUGUCUGACAACCAGUUGGAGCACGUGCCACCUGUGAUCCAGGGUCUGCGGGGCCUGAUGCGCCUGCGGCUGGCUGGCAACACCCGCAUCGCCCAGCUUCGGUCCGAGGACCUGGCUGGCCUGACUGCCCUGCAGGAGCUUGACCUGAGCAACCUGAACCUGCAGGCCCUACCGAGCGACCUCACAGGCCUCUUCCCCCGCCUGCGGCUCCUGGCAGCUGCCCGCAACCCCUUCAACUGUGUAUGCCCCUUGAGUUGGUUUGGCCCCUGGGUGCGCGAGAGCCAUGUCACUCUGGCCAGCCCCGAGGAGACGCGCUGCCACUUCCCACCGAAGAACGCCGGUCGGCUACUCCUGGAGCUGGAUUAUGCCGACUUUGGCUGCCCGGCCACCACCACCACGGCCACAGUGCCCACCACGAGGCCCAUGGCCUGGGAGCCCACUCUCUUGCCUACCAGCUGGGCUCCCACCUGGCUCAGUCCCACAGAGCCAGCCACCAAGGCCCCCAACCUGCCAUCCACUGCCCCACUGACUGCAGAGCCUGUCCCCCAGCCCCAGGACUGCCCACCGUCCACCUGCCUCAACGGGGGCACCUGCCGCCUGGGGCCACAGCACCACCUGGAGUGUCUGUGCCCUGAGGGUUUCAGAGGCCUGUACUGUGAGAACCAGGUGGCGCAGGGAAUGCAGCCCAGCCCCUCGCCGGUCACACCAAGGCCACCCCAACCCUUGCCCCUUGGCAUUGAGCCGGUGAGCCCCACCUCCCUGCGCGUGGAACUGCAGCGCUACCUGCAGGGCAGCACUGUGCAGCUCAGGAGCCUCCGCCUCACCUACCGCAACUUGUCAGGCCCUGACAAGCGGCUAGUGACGCUGCGGCUGCCUGCCUCACUUGCUGAGUACACAGUCACCCAGCUGCGGCCCAACGCCACCUACUCCAUCUGUGUCAUGCCCUUGGGAGCUGGGCGCAUGCCUGAGGGCGAGGAGGCUUGCGGGGAGGCCCACACACCCCCUGCCGUCCGUUCCAACCAUGCCCCAGUCACCCAGGCCCGCGAGGGCAACCUGCCACUCCUCAUCGCACCUGCCCUGGCUGCUGUGCUCCUGGCUGUUCUGGCCGCUGCAGGGGCCGCCUACUGUGUGCGGCGGGGGAGGGCUGUGGCAGCAGCGGCUCAGGACAAGGGGCAGGUGGGGCCGGGGGCCGGGCCCCUGGAGCUGGAGGGGGGCAAGGCCCCCUUGGAGUCAGGCCUGAAGACCACAGAGGGUGGCAGGGAGGUGCCGCCCAGUGGGCCUGAAUGUGAGGCACCGCUCAUGGGCUUCCCAGGGCCUGGCCUCCAGGGGCCCCUCCAUGCAAAGCCCUACAUCUAAGCCUGGGAGUGACAGGUGGCCAGGGGCUGGGCUGUCAGCUGGUGAGAUGGCCAGCACCCUCCUGCUGCCGCACCAAGGAAGUUCUCAGUCUGUACCAAGGGGACAUGGGCAAGGUAGUCCCUGCCCCUCUCUGAACCUCAGUCUCCUUAUCUGUGAGAUGCUGCGAACCUGAUGAUGAGUUCUAAUGUCCCGCAAGACCCAGGACAGCCUCUGGCCCUGGACUCUGUAAGUGCAGUCCCUGGGCGCGGCAGACCCUGCCGUGUGCUGGUAACACAGGCUGGGGCCCUGCUGAGCUCUCCCACCACAAAGAGAUUCUGAGGGCCAGUGAAGGAGGCCACCAGAAAGAGAGCAGAGGGAGAGCAGGGUGGGGGAUAGGGCCGUGUGACUCUAGUCUCAGCCCCAGGAAGUGAAGGAACAAAAGAAACUGGAAAGGAAGAUGCUUUAGAAACAUGUUUUGCUUUUGUUGUUUUGUUUUUUUUAAAUAUAUUUAUAAGAGAUCAUUUCCCAUUUAUUCUGGGAAGAUGUUUUUUCAAACUCAGAGAUAAAGUCUUUGGUUUUUGUAAGACAAUGAUAUGAAGGCCUUUUGUAAGAAAAAUAAAAGAUAAAAU
Molecule: messenger RNA, 2650 nt
Organism: Carlito syrichta (Philippine tarsier)
Lineage: Eukaryota; Metazoa; Chordata; Mammalia; Primates; Tarsiidae
Gene: VASN
Product: vasorin
Exons: 1
Coding region: 21-2042 (673 amino acids)
Cellular component (GO): plasma membrane
Molecular function (GO): protein binding
Source: RefSeq, a predicted model, not a curated record